This is a messenger RNA of Penicillium samsonianum, 864 nucleotides long. Its product is annotated as fumarylacetoacetate hydrolase family protein. The record is from RefSeq and is a predicted model, not a curated record. NCBI's taxonomy places the organism in Eukaryota, Fungi, Ascomycota, Eurotiomycetes, Eurotiales, Aspergillaceae. The coding region runs from base 1 to 864 and encodes 287 amino acids. Gene Ontology annotation, molecular function: catalytic activity. The transcript is spliced from 4 exons.
AUGUCUCUCAAUUGGACAAACCUUGUCAGGUUCAUAAGCGAGGAGGAUGGACAGAUUCAUCUUGGCGAAGUUGAUACCAGGAAGUAUCCAGACAUUGGACUCGCAGUUUUGAAUGGGGAAAUAAUUGCGGUUAAACUGAUCAAGGGAUCAGUCUUCGACGGUGUUGUAACUGAGACCACUGUGCACGUUGCACGACUUUUGGCCCCUAUUGGGACCGAGGAAGUGCCCAUCAUCCGGUGCAUGGGGCUCAACUACCGCGAUCAUGCUAAAGAGGCGAACAUGCCAAUCCCGGAUGUGCCGGUCCUCUUCAUCAAACCCCGUACGGCACUCAACGGACCCUACCCUGCCAAGAUCAACGUGCCGAAGAUCGCACAGGACGGCUCCAGUGACUACGAGGCAGAGCUUUCAAUCAUAUUGUCCAAGUCAGGCCGAGACAUUCCCGAGUCGGAGGCAAUGGAUUAUGUUUUGGGAUACACCUGCAGCAACGAUGUCAGUGCUCGGACGCAGCAAUUCAAGAAUAGCCAAUGGUGCUUCUCCAAAGGUCUUGACGGAUCCUGCCCGGUAGGUCCGGUGCUUGUAGCUCCCUCUACUAUCGGGAACCCGCAUAAUCUUCGAAUCAAAGCAAUUCACAAUGGCAAGGUGGUACAGGAUUCAAAUACCCGGGAAAUGAUUUUCGAUAUUGCAAAGACAAUCGCAUUCCUAUCCCAAGGCACUACUCUGGAAAAGGGCACCAUUAUCAUGACUGGAACGGGUCCUGGUAUUGGGGCUAUGCGCAAUCCUAAGGUUGUUUUGAAUGAUGGUGAUGAUAUGAGAGUGGAAAUUGAGAAGAUUGGAACUUUGAUCAACAAAGUUCACUAUGAGUAA